AUGGACUUCCACGAUGGGGGGGAUUUUAAUUUCAGUUCUGAUCAUAACGAGGCAGCUAUGUCACCGGACAAUAGUAAGACCAGGCUGCAACUGCCAUUGAGCUGUGAUCCUCCUGGUCCCUCUAACCCCUCAAAGCAGCUCGUGUGGAUUAUCUUUGGAAGUACAGGUCACAUGGGCCGCAGCCUAGCCCGAUCUUGCCUCAACCAAGGAGAUCUCGUUGUAGCCGUGGGACGCACCUUUGAGAAUACCCUCGAGUCCAUGCAAGGCUGGCAUGAGAACUGUCUCGGCACCCUCUGUGACGUCCGAGCACGCGAGUCGGUCCAAGAAGUCCUUGAAAGGGCGAUUCAGCAUUUCGGUCACGUUGAUGUGAUUGCCAAUUGCUCGGGUUAUGGAGUCAUUGGAGCAUGCGAGGACCAGGAUGAACAUGAAAUUCGGAAUCAAUUCGAAACAAACUUUAUGGGCACAUUACAUAUUAUUCAGUUGAGUCUACCAUAUUUCAGAGAGCAGGGAGCAGGUCGAUAUCUUAUCUUCAGUUCUACAUCUGGAGCUUUAGGCGUACCAGGCCUGGGGCCGUAUUGUGCUACGAAGUAUGCCGUGGAGGGACUCAUCGAAGCAAUGCUCUAUGAAAUCGACUCAUUCAACAUCAAGGCUACUCUUGUCGAGCCUGGGCUGGUUCGAAGAGACGAGCCGGAUUGGGCUAAGAGUCCACUCCCGACUUGGGGACAUUUUUUGAUCAAGCCAGCGAGUGAGCCAUAUUCGCAAGCUACCUCCCCAGCUCUGCACGCAAAGAGAAUGGUCCAAUGGCUGGGGGACAAGCAGCCUACGAGUGCGGUGAAGUGCGCUGAGCUGGUCUGGCAACUAGGACAUUGUUCAUACCCACCACUACGAUUAUUGCUUGGGAGCUAUGCCAUUGAGAGUAUCCGGGAUCGUCUCAGAUCGAUCAUUGAAGAGCUAGAAGAUUGGAAGCAUUUGCAUUUCCCCGUAGCACCCGAUGCCCAACUCAACGACGAGAAGGACGAAGGGAGUGAGGAUGCUGGACGAAGAGACAGUCUCAUAAACCAAGAAGAGCGGAAGCAAGAUUGA
This is a messenger RNA of Lachnellula hyalina, 1083 nucleotides long. Its product is annotated as putative oxidoreductase. The record is from RefSeq and is a predicted model, not a curated record. Bases 1 to 1083 code for a protein of 360 amino acids. Lineage: Eukaryota; Fungi; Ascomycota; Leotiomycetes; Helotiales; Lachnaceae. The transcript has 2 exons.